UACAAAAAUUCAUUUUCAUUCUUCUUACUACUCUGCCGCUAACUUCAAUUUUUCUUUCUACUGCGAAGUUCACACCUUUCUUUAUGCAUAAACGUGUGAUGGUCUUCUCGUUAAUCGAGUCUCGAAAAUGGUUUACCGUCAAUGGAAGUCAAAGAUUGUGUCGUCCAUUGUCAUCUGUGAAAGUAGGACAUAUGUGGGUACAAAUCAUGUUGAAAUCUAGUGGAGGGAGGAGACCUAAGAAGAAAACGUACUAUAGAGUAAAUGAUCUAGACAGAGUCAUGGAGCUUCAGAAGAAACCGUCAUUGAUUUUACGCUUAAAAUCCAUAAUUCAAUCACAGAAAAACCGAUGCAUCCUUCUUAGAGACCUUGAGAAAGAAGUUGGAUUUGUGCAAAAGUGGAAUUUCAUGGGUAUAAUUGAGAAAUAUCCUUUGAUAUUCCGUGUCGCUGGUGGUAAUAGAACUCCGCCGAUGGUUAUGCUGACUGAAAAGGCUGAUAAAAUUGCAUUAGAAGAAGAUGAAGCAAGAGUGCAAAUGGAACCUAUUUUGGUCAAGAAUCUAAGGAAGUUGUUAAUGUUGUCGAUUGAUUGCACGUUGCCACUGGAAACCAUUCAACUGAUUGAGAAUGAUUUAGGCUUGCCUAGCGAUUUCGAGCAAUCACUGAUUCCAAAAUACCCACAAUUUUUCUCAGUGAAAGAUGUGAAUGGAAGAACUUCCAUUCAGUUGGAAAACUGGGAUUCUUUUCUAGCAGUCACUGUCCGGGAGGAAAAGUUGAUGCGUGAAAGUGUCCCGACUCCAAAAGAAAAGUCUAGAGUAUUAAAAGAUGGAAAUUAUUGUGGUCCUUUUGCGUUUCAAAUGCGUUAUCCUGCAGGAUUUAGGCCGAACAUGAAUUACCUUAAGGAAGUUCAGAAGUGGCAGAAGAUGGAGUUCCCUUCUCCGUACUUGAAUGCUAAAAGAUUUGAACUUUCUGAUCCGAAAGCUCAAAAGAGAGUGGUAGCAGUGCUUCACGAGCUCCUCAGUUUGACUAUGGAAAAGAGGUUGACAUCUGCUCAAAUAGAUGCAUUUCAUUCUGAGUUACGAUUACCAGCUAGACUUUUGCUUUGCUUAAUCAAACAUCAUGGGAUAAAUUUAUAGCACUUACGGGAAGAAGAGAUAUUGAUUCAUGUACCAGUGUUCCUCCGCGGUUUGGUCAAUGAGAUAAGAUAUUCAUGGUUUUCUUACAGUUCUGAAGGAUUAUUUCAAUGACGCAAUUGAGAAUGCUGGAUGUUGUUUUC
Capsicum annuum is the source of this 1270-nucleotide messenger RNA. Its product is annotated as protein WHAT'S THIS FACTOR 1 homolog, chloroplastic. Bases 84 to 1130 code for a protein of 348 amino acids. The record is from RefSeq and is a predicted model, not a curated record. Gene Ontology annotation, molecular function: RNA binding. The transcript has 3 exons. NCBI's taxonomy places the organism in Eukaryota, Viridiplantae, Streptophyta, Magnoliopsida, Solanales, Solanaceae.